CCCGUCCAUUGUUGCCAGAUUGGGCCAGACACUGGCUGCAAAUCUGGCCCAAUCUGGCAACACUGGCCAAUGGGAUCGCAAACACACCACGGUCCAAACCCCGGAUAAUAGGCUGGAUCACAGAAUGGGAUUUGAUUCAGACACAUGCUCGGACGCGCAACUAGUGAACAAGUAAAACGACAGUUUUACGGGGCAGAGGCCUACAGUUUACCAUGGCACUCUGAACUCUGACCUUUGGUGACCUGGCGAGGAGAAGGAGGUAGGAGGUGGAGGUGGAGGAGGGGGAGGAGAAGGAGGAGGAGGAAGGAGGUCAGUUACCCUGGGAGGAAGGAGGAUAGGAAAGAACCCAGUGUGAGACUGACGUCGGCCACAGCCCUGCUCCUCUAUCCAGUAACCAACGCCCUCCUAGCCUCAAUCCCUCCCCCACACAGAGGCUGACGUUAUGGGCAACACAGCCACCAAGUUCCGCAAGGCCCUGGUGAGCGGAGACGAGGCCCUGGCCUGGCAGCUCUACGAGGGGAACCCCCAGUUCAGGGAGGGCCUGGACCCCAACGCCUCGUACGGGGAGCCAUACCAGCACAACACCCCGCUGCACUACGUCUGUCGCCACGCCAUGACGCGGCUCCUCAGGUCCUUCCUGUUCAGCAAGGAGGGGAACCCCAACAAGCGCAACCUGCACAAUGAGACCUGCCUCCACGUGCUGUGCCAGGGCCCGCAGAUCCUGCUGCUGCCAGAGGGGGCGCUCUCCCCGCGCCUUGCCCGGCCCCAGAGGGACGAGCAGCGACGGGCCGACAGCCUGCAGAUGAUCCUGAGCUGGACGGGGGCCAGGCUAGGCAGGGGCCAGUAUGAGAGGGCCAAUGUCAACGCAACCGACAACCACCACAGCACCUGCCUCCACUACGCGGCGGCGGCGGGCAUGAAGAGCUGUGUGGAGCUGCUGGUGCAGAACCAGGCGGAUCUGUUCGUGGAGGACGAGGAGCGCCUGACGCCGUGUGACCACGCCGAGCGCCAGCAGCACACGGAGCUGGCCCUCAGCCUUGAGUCCCAGAUGGUCUUCUCCUCCUCCUCCUCCUCCUCCUCGGCCCAGGAGGCGCACGCCGACUCCUGCCUGAUCCCCAGAAAGGAGCCCUACGAGGGUCUGAAGCUGCAGGACCUGCGGCGGCUGAAAGACAUGCUGAUCGUGGAGACGGCGGACAUGUUGCAGGCUCCCCUCUUCACAGCAGAGGCGCUGCUCCGAGCACACGACUGGGACCGGGAGAAGCUUCUGGAGGCGUGGAUGUCGGACGGGGAGGGCUGCUGCCAGCGGUCGGGCGUGGCCAUGCCCACGCCACCGCCCAGCGGCUACAACGCCUGGGACACCCUGCCCUCCCCCCGCACGCCCAGGACCCCCCGCUCCCCCCUCACCCUCACCCUCACCUCACCCACAGACAGCUGCCUCACCCCGGCGGAGGAGGCCAUGGCCACGUGUGGGAUCUGCCUGUGCUCCAUCUCCGUGUUCGAGGACCCCGUGGACAUGUCCUGUGGCCACGAGUUCUGCCGGGCCUGCUGGGAAGAGUUUCUGAACAUUAAGAUCCAGGAGGGGGACCACAACAUCCUGUGUCCAGCGUUCGGCUGCUACCAGCUGGUUCCUGUCCAGGUGAUCGAGAGCAUCGUCUCCAGGGAGAUGGACCAGAGAUAUCUGCAGUUUGACAUUAAGGCCUUUGUGGAGAACAACCCAGCCAUCCGCUGGUGCCCGGCGGUGCGCUGUGAGCGGGCCGUCCGGCUCUCCCGGCCGGGCCCCGGGGACAGCGACCCCCACAGCUUCCCUCUGCUGCCCUCACCUGCCGUGGACUGUGGCAAGGGACACCUGUUCUGCUGGGAGUGCCUUGGUGAGGCCCAUGAGCCCUGUGACUGUGAGACCUGGAGGAAGUGGCUCCAGAAGGUUACGGAGAUGAGGCCCGAGGAGCUGGCGGGCGUGGGCGAGGCCUAUGAGGACGCUGCUAACUGCUUGUGGCUGUUGACCAACUCCAAGCCCUGUGCCAACUGCAAGUCGCCCAUUCAGAAGAACGAGGGCUGCAACCACAUGCAGUGUGCCAAGUGCAAGUAUGACUUCUGCUGGAUCUGUCUGGAGGAGUGGAAGAAGCACAGCUCUUCGACGGGGGGCUACUACCGCUGCACCCGCUAUGAGGUCAUCCAGCAGCUGGAGGAGCAGUCCAAGGAGAUGACCGGAGAGGCAGAGAAGAAGCACAAGAGUUUCCAGGAGCUGGACCGCUUCAUGCACUACUACACUCGCUUAAGGAACCAUGAGCACAGCUACAAGCUGGAGCAGAAAUUGCUGAAAACCGCCAAAGAGAAGAUGGAGCAGCUGAGCAGAGCAUUCAUUAGCCGUGAGGGGACGCCUCCGGACACGCGCUUCAUCGAGGACGGGGUGAGCGAGCUGCUGAAGACGCGCCGGGUGCUGAAGGUCUCAUACCCUUACGGCUUCUUCCUGACGCCCGGUAGCACGCAGAAGGAGAUCUUUGAGCUCAUGCAGACGGACCUGGAGAUGGUGGUGGAGGACCUGGCCCAGAAGGUGAACCGGCCGUACCUGAGGACACCAUGCCAUAAGAUCAUCAGCGCAGCGCGGCUGGUGCAGCAGAAGAGGCAGGAGUUCCUGGCCUCCGUAGCGCGCGGUGUGGCCCCCAACGACUCCCCCGAAGCCCCCCGCAGGAAUUACCCAGGAGGUUCGUGGGAUUGGGAGUACCUGGGCUUCGCCUCACCGGAGAUGCUGACUCGUCACUCUGUACUGGGAGGAGGGGAUCCAAGAGAGAGGCAGUCCCAGGAGUACGCUGACCUCCAGUACCGACGGCGGCAUCGCCAGCGUCGCCGUGGCGAUAUGCUGAGUCUACACAGUCUGCGGAGCGGCAGCAACACGCCAGAGACGGGCCGGAGGAGCGACAGCUCUGAGGGACUAGAGAGGAGCGAGAGCAGAAGACGAGCCCUGGGCUCCCUGGACGACGAGGACCCCAACAUCCUGCUGGCCAUCCAGCUCUCCCUGCAGGAGUCCCGCAGGGAGAGGAGCCUGGGUCCCCUGGAGGGAGGAGGAGGAGGAGGAGGAGGAGGAGGAGGAGGAGGAGGAGGAGGAGGGGGGGAGGAGGAGGAGGAGGAGGAGGAGCGCCAGGAGCUGGAUGUCAGGAGAAUGGUGAUGGAGGGAGGAGAGGACCUCAGACUGGGUCUCGGUGUUAGCCUGGCAGGCAUGCUAUCCGCCUCCGAAAGCCUAGAGGCUGACGGGGCGCUGGGACCCCCCCGCGGCCCCCCUACCUACCCCACCUCCCGUCUCAGCGCCCCCCGCCCCCCAACCAGGACAGACUCUGCCCACCAGCUUCCCCCACCCUCCACCUCCUCCAUCACCCCCCUCCCUCUCCCCCCGCCUCCCCCUGCCCUAUGUGCUGAGCUGCUGGAGCUGGGGAACGUGACCGCGCCCUACGGGGGGCCGGCUCAGGGAGCGCCGCCGCCGCCCCUGCAUCACACACGGGACCACUGCGAGCUAGCCGUCGGCCCCAACAUACUGACCGUCCAGCACCUGCUUGACCACAUGGCCGCCGCCGCCGGGCCCUGCGGCGCCGGCCAACGAGAUCAGACUUACCGUCUGGUGGCGGGCGACCACUCUGAACGCACUCCCAGACGCACCGCCCCCAGUGCCCCAGAACGCCUCCCUGCCGCUUGCCCCCCUGCCCAGCUGUGCCUCCCCUCCCCGGGGACGGAGCCGGAUCUCCUGGUGUCCCCCGUCAUCCCCCCGGGCGGGGCCUUCACCCCCAGCGACCCCCAGAGCCUGGAGCCCCUGGACCCCGAGGCCGGGGUCCAGCUGCUGGACAACAUCAUGGCCUGGUUCAACCACAACAUCAACCCCCAGAACAGCCCCCACAGCCUGGCCCUCAUCCCCUCGCCCCCCACCACCGAGACCGAGUCCUCCCCAGACUCGCUCACCGAGCCCAGCUCGGAGAGGCUCUCCUCCAGGGGAGCCCCCCCCGCCUGGCAGCCCCUGGAGGGUGAGCCCGAGGCGGGGAGCGAUGGCCUUGGGGUCAGGGCCGGGGGCGGGGGGGGCCUGGAGGCCUUAAGGCCUGACAGGCUGGAACUGGACCUGGACCUGGACCUGGACCUGGACCUGGAGUUGGAGAACAGGGAAGCAGGCGUAGAGGGUCAGGCGGCUGUGGAGGGUCAGGGGGGCGUGGGGGGCGUAAAGGGGGCCUGCGAUGGGGACUUGCUGCCCCUGGACGAGACAGGCCCUCUCCCUUGCCCCCCCCUCAGCUGCAAAGACGAUUCUGCUCCCAAAGCUCCCGCUAGCGAGACAGACUCAGAGUUAGACCCCGCCCACCGAAUAGGGGAGGACCAAUCACCUGAGGAAUGGGAGGAGCAAGUCCAUUUAGUGUGAGAUUUUAAAUGCAUCUGAAAAACACCAAGAGAGGAGGGGUUGGGUAGAAAGGAUAUUUGGAGAGGUUAGAGAUUAUCAGAGUGACACUGACAGAGUUAGAUGUGGAAGGAGAUGGGUAGAUGGAAAAAAAUAACAGGAGUUAGUUGUUUUUAACUCAAGUGUUUCAUCUUUUUGCUAUACUGUAUGUUAAUGGAGAAGUUUUUGCGACCACUUUGUUCCUUGUCUGGGGCGCUUUGUCAGGUAACGGCGACGUCUGGAGGAGUGUGAUUCAGGCCGGCUGUAAGUGGAUGCACUUAUGCUUUGACAUCUAAAAACAAGUGUUUCAAAGUCAAUCCAAGGGUGCACCUUAUGAAAGCUACUGAUAUCAUAGUUGUUUACUGCUUCUGUCGUUUACGUUUUGAACUAUUUAUUUAAUAUUUUUAUCUGAUUGUUUGUCCUUGUUGUCAAGAGUUGCUCUAAUGGUUCUCCUCGGGCGAUGCCUGGCGCUAAUCAUGCAGGUUACCAUGGUGCCCGCAUCUUGCACCUGCAACUUGGGUAACACCCAUCCACAGCCUCCACCCCCUCUCACCCAUGACUACCACGGUACCACCCCCUUACUACUGCACCCAGCCAGCCUGUACUGACUCCCUGGUUGGCGGGGGUGGUAUUAAAACCUGCUGACGGAGCGUUACGAUACAAUCACCGCUGGGGCCGAUGCCACUAUUUAUUUUACCAGGGAUGUCCAUGGUGACCCGUGUGCCUCCUGAGGGCCGCACUCGGGACUGACCUUCAUCACAGUGUUGUCGGGGAAAAGGCGUUGUUUUAUACCCCGCACUCUACAGCCGACGGUGAAAGAGUUAGACGCACCGGCAACAGACCUUGGACGUCAAAUCGCCGGGCGUCACGGCGAUGGUAUCUAGUUUUCCUUGGAGCUACGCCCGUUGUGAUGAUGUGGUGGGAUCACUGAAGGAAUUAAACUAGCCUCUUUUUUAAUUUAUUUGAUGUUACUUUACCUGUCGGCCAGAGUACAGGAUGAGCUACACAUUGCUCCUAGAGCGGCCAUCACAAUCCAUCUUUCCAGAUCCCUCUGCUAUUUUUCCAUCAGUCAUUAUCGGAAGGAAGUUAUCGGGCAACAUGGCCAACGUUUACAGAGUGACUAAAUUAAAAUAAUUAUUGGACACUUGCACUGUUUGAAUCCAAACACUUUAAUUUAGAAGGAUUUCAAAUAUGAAUUGAAAAAGGGGCUUUUAUUUUGUGUAUGUACCUACUCCUUGACUGACGGCCAGUACAGUGUGCUAUUGAUGAAUCUAUCAACAUGAGAGGCUUUGAUUGUUUUUUGAUAUUAUUCUUAAGCUCACCAUUCCAGUUUUAUACCCCAAUGCAGAAUAAUUUUCCUUUCCUAUGAGAUCACUCUGUUCAGUCUGUGUGCCUUUUUAGUUCUAUUUAAUAUAUCUUUAAUUUAUUUUUGUUUAGACGCUGCAUUAUCUUUAUACAGAGCUCUUGAGAUAUAGGAAUUGUGACUUUUACGAUAACCGACAUAACACCUCUCUGGUGCGACUGUUGCCAUAUGUGGGAAAGGGGUUCAAGUUACUAGUGAAUGACCAGAUAUCCCUUUGUGCCCUUCGAAGUCUGGUAGACCAGAGGCAAAUGCCACAAAGCAAAGUCCACUUGCUAGCCAGCCUCUCUCGUCAAAAACACAUUCUUAACUUAAAGUAAUUCAAUAACGUAUAACUCAGAGGAUACUUUAUUCAAUCUUUCAUCCUCUGGCUGGAUUUACGCUCUCCUGUUCUGAGUUCAUUCUAAGUUCAUGUUUUUAUAUAAUGGUCUUGCUGUGUGAAGUUUCCUCUGAGUCUUUAGUUUUCCUACUGCCUGUAUCUUAAGGUAUACUACUCAACUGUACUGUUUACAAAUGGUCAAAGUUGAACACUGCCUUUAGUUGUCGAUAGGUGCUUUGAAAAACAGACUGUGUUGAUGAUAUUGGUUUGACUGUGUUGCCAAACAGAUGUGAAAUAAAUAUUAGCGACACACUACCCAGGAAUAAAUUGGGUUUUGAACGCUAGUUAUUGAAAAGUAGUGGAACUAUUGGUGUUUUAUGAAUCAAUCAUAUAUGCCUCCACUUAGUUUAGCUUUUGGUUUUAAGCUCCAUCAACCAAAAUACUGCUGCAUUGUUCUCACCUUGUUUAAAUUGAAUGGUGGCUUCAGGUAUAUCUGAGUGAAGGUGACAGUAUUUAAAUCAUCUCAAUGAGAAACCUUUUUCUUAAGGUGAGUAUUGUUUGGACAUGGAGACGCUGUACCUAGCGUGUCACUCGGUUAUAAUGCCUGAAGCUCUGCCAAAAUGAGUUCUGACUAGGACUAGAAUUGCUUUCAUGACAUUGGAACUGACUUAAGGCUAUUAUAUAAUUUGUAACUGAUUCAUCAAUAGUUUCCUUCAUCCUUGAUUUGAAUAAUCUUAUCUCAAUUUUAGUAUUGUCAAGGAAUCCUUCCUCAUCCAUGCUCUACCAACGACUGUACACACCAGUGUUGAUUGAACUUCCACAGAUUGUACCUACAUUCCCAAUCAAUCAAGAAGACCAGAGCCAAUAUUUGAUCUGUGCCCAGUAGGUCUACUGUUAAAGAAAGUUUCAGUGCAAAGAUUACUCUCAAUAAAAUAGAUCAAAAUAA
Molecule: messenger RNA, 7030 nt
Organism: Gadus morhua (Atlantic cod)
Lineage: Eukaryota; Metazoa; Chordata; Actinopteri; Gadiformes; Gadidae
Product: ankyrin repeat and IBR domain-containing protein 1
Exons: 21
Coding region: 443-4390 (1315 amino acids)
Biological process (GO): protein ubiquitination
Molecular function (GO): zinc ion binding; protein binding; ubiquitin-protein transferase activity
Source: RefSeq, a predicted model, not a curated record